Molecule: messenger RNA, 3661 nt
Organism: Pelobates fuscus (common spadefoot toad)
Lineage: Eukaryota; Metazoa; Chordata; Amphibia; Anura; Pelobatidae
Product: KAT8 regulatory NSL complex subunit 1-like
Exons: 14
Coding region: 177-2801 (874 amino acids)
Cellular component (GO): NSL complex
Molecular function (GO): histone acetyltransferase binding
Source: RefSeq, a predicted model, not a curated record
AGUGACGGGGGGCGGGGUGACGCUUUGUUCCCUCACAGCCCGGGCCGGUCGGUGUGCGGGAGGUCGCGCUCGCUCGGGCCGUGUUGUUGUGCGCGCGCGGGCGGAGCCAGGCAGCCUCCCUGACGGGCCAUGAAGAGCCCGGGGCCCCCGGAGCCGUGACGGGCGGAGCUCCCUGGAUGGCGGCCAUGGCCCCGGCCCUCACCGAAGCAGGAGAAGCCCAGCCCGGCCUCAAACCCUCGGUGACCCGGCCCAAGCCGCCCGAGCUCAACGGAACCCACCGCGGGGCCCCCCCACCGCUCCCCCGCAGGAACGGCCGGCUCCCCAACAUGGCGGCGGCUGCCCGGCUCCCCCCCGGGGGCCCCAGCAUGGCGGCGGAGGGCCGGCAGGCAGAGCUGGGAGCCCGGGCCCGCACGCUGUGUCGGCGGCUGCAGGUGAUCCAGGCCAAGCAGGUGGAGCGACAUGUCCGGCAGCAGCUGGCCGGCCUGGUGGGGCUCCUGGCGGGCAGGGGGGCGGGCGGGCUGGCCGGGGCCGAGCUCCAGCGGGUGGCGGGCAGCUCCUCGGCCAGGCUGCGGGCGGCUCAGGGAGCCUUUGACUCGGACGCCACAGAGAGCAGCUCGGGGGGAGACAGCGAGAACGAGGAGACCGAGAGCGGGGAGAGCGGGGGAGACAGCCUGGAGGAAGCCGCACAUCGGCCGGGACACGGGUGUAAUCGACGUGCAGAGUGGAGGUGGGCCGUAGAAAGGGCAGCUAUUAUCUGUCGCUGGACUUGGUUACAAGCUCAGGUAUCUGACCUGGAAUUCCGGAUAAGGCAGCAGACAGAGAUCUACAAGCAAAUCCGCUGUACCAAGGGUAGUGUUGUUCUUGGAGACUCGUCACAAUCUGAGGACAUGCCAGCUAGACAUUUAGUUGGAAAUGCUAAAGGCUGCAGUCGUGUGCCACUCUCUGCAGUUGAAAGGCCGUGUGAUUCAUCGUCCCCUAUCCCUGUGCUGCACUACACAGACAAACAGUGUUCCCGCCUUACACACUCUGUUGAAAAUGUUUUGUGUCAAAAUCCAUCCACCACACCUGUGUCUGAAUCCCAAGGAUCCCAAAAACCAUCUCGUCAGGUCAAUGGACUCGUAAAUUGUGUGCGUUCUAAUGUGUCAUGUAACGGCUCUGUGGAAGAUUUUGACUUGGAGGUGUCAUCGGGUAAGAAGCGACGUCCAGAUGUCCUUUCUCCAUCAGUGCUUAUAGAAUCCACCUGUGUGGCAGCAAGAACACGACCCCUUCGUGGACACAAAAAGCGCAGGCUGGUCAGGACGAGCUCCGUAUCCUCCCUUAGUAGAAAGCCUCCAAAGCCUUUGUCGAUGAAGUGUAGCUGUGAACUUCCCGUUACAUGUAUCCUGUGUGGCUGCAAGACAUGCGCAUGGAGCACGCCCAUCCCCACCGUGACUGUAAAUGAGCGGAUAGCACUAAUGGACCCGGGCUAUCACCCUAUCCUCUCCUUCCCCUACGACACCUCCCUUAACUUGCACUUUGAAGCAUUACUGAAAGAGGACAGACUGUUCCGGCUCAGUAACAAGCUCAAGGCUUUAAAGCUUUCUCAGCUCAGCAAGAAGCCCCUGGACAGACUGAGAAAAGGCUACCAGAGCCCCGCGUCAGACUUUGCAGGCAGUUAUGCACACGGUAAAAGUGACCAAGAGAAGUUAUGUCAGUAUCGUUUGGAGAACUGGCAGCGAAACGCUCGAUUAGUAUCUGACCUGGUGACAGAUCGAGUCAGGUCCCAGCUGCGGAAAACGCCUCAGUCAGCAACACACCCAGGAUCUCUGUUCAGAGAUGACAGACAAUAUAAAGACAUCUCGAGUCCCAGCCUACAUGUGUCCUCCCCCAUUACUUCAAGACCAAGCUAUGUAUCCCACCAGUUUUCAUCUCUCACCGAAACCCCCACAGCCUCAUCUGGCUGCCAGCAAACCAGCAACACUGCGAACCUCAAGAGAAAAAGAUUAGAGAAUUCAUAUGACAUCAAUAACAUUGUGAUUCCCAUGUCUAUGGCAGCUGCAUCUCGAGUCGAGAAAAUCCAGUAUAAGGAAAUCCUCACCCCCAGCUGGCGUGUCCUGGAUUCCACAGAAAGGGAUACAGUGUUGGGAAUCGAUCCUGAGCUGGAAGAUUUGUCAGACGAGGUCUAUCUAAAUCGUCACAGUGCUUAUGAAGAGCUGGAACGGUCACGAUGGGAUUCCUGGGCAUCAUCCACUCCUCAGAGGCGAGGGAGCAGGUCCUCCAACAAAUCCGAUGGGCGCUGGACUCCACAACCCCCUUCCAGUGGCCUGGGAUCUCUCCAGCCAGCUUCUCCAGAUGUUGGAUUUCAAUGCCUUAAUGAUGUCCCGCUUACCCUGUCAUCUGCACCUGACAGCCCAGAGCCUUACACCAAUGUCCAAUGCCUCUCUGUUAAGAGCCGGACAAGAGUUCUCUCCUGGAGCGAGGAUACUAGGUCGUCCACCCCAGAAGCUCCAGAUGAGGAGGAGCAGGCUGUCCUGCCAUGGGAGCAUCGAAAUUUUCCCCUCUCGGACAGAGAUCUACGAGCUCUGCAGAACUUGCCUGUAACUCCCAGCAGAAGCAGAAACAAGCAGUCCCAUGAUGUCAUGUGGCACCCUAGCACACGAACUGAGAGCUUAGACUUUGGCAUGUCAACAGAAAACCUUGCCCCUUCCUCCAAAGAGCCUUCCUUGCCCAAUAGCAUUUCAGUAGUUCGUUUCCAUGCCCAAAGUGGUGAAAAAAUUGCAAGCCUGGAAUACUUUCCAGCCAGGCCGAUAAACAAGAGAUGAAAGGUCCUCCUUUCACUAGAUGUGUAUGAACACAAUCCCACAUACGUUAUUGCAGUAUCAAGCGCUUGGCUGACUUGCAGGCCCAAAUGGAGCAGUAGAUUGCACAGUAAAUCAGGGCUUCCUGGGCUCAGCAGCACGCGACGAUAAAGGCCUGAUAAGAGGUCUAAAGCACCAAGCGAACUGCUACGUGCUGGACCUCACACUCAAUACGGACCAUGGCGUGGUCACCAGAUAACAUCUGACAGAAGACCCCUUCCUUUCCAUUGGCUUCCUAAGAGUGAUGCGGGCAGAAUAGGUACAUGGAGCAGGCGCAAGCAUCAAGAUGAGAGGCGAGAGAUUUGGAAAACUGAGAAGAAUUCUAAAUAAAAAUGAGUCAGUCUAGGGUGGAGGAUAAAUCUAUAUAUAUAUAUAUAUAUAUGUGUAGAAAUCAGGUUCAACCCCCUCACUGCCAAAGGAAUCUGCAAUUGUGGCAGAGGUUUAAGAACACUGUUCAGGCUUCUGUUGAAGCAUUUUCCCAUCACUAGUUCUUUGCUUCAAUACUACUAUUCAUCACUGUGCUUUGGUUUCAGAGAGAAACAGGCGUCCAAGUCUAUGUAGUAAUCCACAGAACCUGGCGUUGUCACUCCCGGUGGCAAAUAACAAACAUCUGCGUAGAAUUGUGAUGCACAUUCAUGCCAACACUAUGUGAUGCAAGAACACAUAAUUUACAAGCAGAUCAAUUUCCUAUACCAAACUCCCUUUCCCUAAACAAAAUUGUGUAAUUAUUUAAUAAAUGGGAAAAAGUGACUCCUCUGUCUGAGAAUAGCCUGAUGUAUAUGGAUUUAUGGAAUUAGAUUAAAGUAAUAGAUUCUGUUAGAUAA